AUGCUCACUUACUGCUUAAUAUUUGUUGCUUCAACGUUUGCAACAUUAGCGCAAAACCCGCCAGUUGUUCCAACUCAAACAUUCACACCAACACCAAUUCGUGUAGUAUUAGAUGAUCUUCCACCUCCAUAUGCAACAUCAUCAUCUUCAAAACCAGCUAUUGUCGUUGCUGUACCCAGCAACGCAACACUACUUGUACCUGAUGUUAAUUUUCGUGUAACAAUCUAUCGUAGUGGUUUACGAACGCCAAGACAAAUGAUCUAUACUCCAAGUGGUGAUAUUCUAGUUGUCGAAAAUGGUGGUGGUCUUAUCUCAAUUCUAACCGAUACUACUACAUCGGUUUUUGCUGAUGCAUCUAAUGGUAUUGCUCAAGCUUUUGGCAUGGCAUUUGUGCCAGGUUGGUUCUAUGUUGCAAAUGCUGGUGCUCUUCGUCGAUUUCAAUAUCAAACUGGUGAUAGAAGAAUAAUGGGUACUGGGCAAGUUCUUCUCACAUACCCAAGUACAGGCCAUUGGACACGUAGUUUAAUUGUAUCACCCAAUGGUAAUCAACUGUAUGUAUCCGUUGGUUCUGGUAGUAAUGUUAAUAUUGAGUAUCCGUCACGAGCUUCAGUACAAAUCGCUAAUCUCGAUGGAACAGGUAAUGCAACGUUUGCUUCGGGUUUACGUAAUCCAGUUUUCAUGGAUAUUCAUCCAAAAUCGGGUGAACUCUACGUGGCUGUACAGGAACGUGAUGCACUUGGCGAUGAUCUUGUACCAGAUUAUUUUACUAGAAUUCAAAAAGAUGAAUUCUAUGGAUGGCCAUUUGCUUAUCUUACACCGAAAAAUGUCGAUCCACGACGUCGUUUUGCUAAUGGCUCCAGUGAACGUCCUGAUUUAGUUCAACAAACACCUUAUCUUACACCGAAAAAUGUCGAUCCACGACGUCGUUUUGCUAAUGGUUCAAGUGAACGUCCUGAUUUAGUUCAACAAACACGUACACCCGAUGUUCUCUUUCAAGCACAUUCGGCCGUAUUAGGUAUACAAUUCUAUCGUGGUACUCAGUUUCCCAGUCAUUAUCAAAACGGCGCAUUCGCUGCUUUUCAUGGCUCAUGGAAUCGUAAUAGCGGCACUGGUUUUAAGCUUGUUUUUAUUCCAUUUAAUGAUAGUAAUCGACCACAAGGAUAUUAUGAAGAGUUUCUCAAAGGAUUUCUUCUUGAUCCACAAGGCCCAAGAACCUAUGGUCGACCGGUUGGAAUAUUAGAAAUGAAAGACGGAAGUUUAUUGUGUAGUGAAGAUGGAAAUGGGCGCAUCUAUCGAAUAGAAUAUGUUAAAAGUAGUGCUAAUUGA
Rotaria socialis is the source of this 1326-nucleotide messenger RNA. The record is from the annotation of a GenBank genome assembly. NCBI's taxonomy places the organism in Eukaryota, Metazoa, Rotifera, Eurotatoria, Philodinida, Philodinidae.